Aspergillus welwitschiae is the source of this 754-nucleotide messenger RNA. RefSeq lists its product as uncharacterized. Bases 229 to 681 code for a protein of 150 amino acids. The transcript is spliced from 2 exons. The record is from RefSeq and is a predicted model, not a curated record. Lineage: Eukaryota; Fungi; Ascomycota; Eurotiomycetes; Eurotiales; Aspergillaceae.
CCCGAUUCAUAUUCCGUAGAUAGUACGUCACUAGGUCCCAGCGACCCUGCGAGACAGUGAAUUAGGUCCCACCAGCUGCGAUCUGGGACCAUCGGAAUAUUGAUUUGAGGAUGAGCAAACUGACUAUAGCUGUUGUGUUCAUCGCUAUCUCAAUUAGAAAGGUCAUCGAUCCAUCUCUCCUAUUUAAAAUGACCCGAGACUGCUGUUGUGGUCUAUUCUCAUACCAACAUGCGCUCGCUCACCACGUCAAUGUUCGGAGAACGAUCGCAGAUCGCAGGCCACCCUCGGGGGAUGGCAUUGCGUUCGACAGCGUUGUUCUUCAUCGGCCAGCAGACUGUGCCACCUAGCUUCCCAAGUUUCCCUGGCGUGCAGCAGGUCAAAGAAGCCAGCUUGGCGCUCCCCACCGAAUCUCCAAUGCUAUUGCCUCCCUGGGAUCCAUUGACGACCACUCCCGCACAGGCUCACAUAGCCGACAUCCGCAGCCGCAGCUUGCAUCAACAACCAUUUGCACCCAUGCCUAUUCAAAACAUCAAGUCGCUAGUACCUCCAAGGCUACACAAUGUGAUGGAUUAUCAGGGGACUCAUGUUAUGCCAUUUGGUAAUGUCGGCGCGAACGGCCAGGAAUUAUCUCGUGAUCUCACCGUGCCGGAAGACCAAGUCGAGCAUGGCCGCUUGACCUAGGCGGGCGAUUUCAAUGUCCAGAGGACGUUGAAACAAUGUUUCGCAAUAGGGAAAUGGCACCUUUUGCGUGUGG